Molecule: messenger RNA, 1460 nt
Organism: Xenopus laevis (African clawed frog)
Lineage: Eukaryota; Metazoa; Chordata; Amphibia; Anura; Pipidae
Exons: 2
Coding region: 431-1105 (224 amino acids)
Source: RefSeq, a predicted model, not a curated record
CUCAGGGAAGUCCGAAUGUGGACUAAGGCCAAAUGGUGCCGUUUGACGCUGUCAGCCGCAAUGCUGGAGAUCCGGCGCAUGCGCAAUAAGACGUCAGUGUUUCUCCGGUUCCAAGAUGGCGCAGGGGAUCUGCGCAUGCGCGAACUUACGCGAACCCGGAAGUGGCGCGAAAAGUUGAAAAAAACAGCGCGAAAAGGAACCGAGAGCCAUUUAAACUUCAAUAUAGUGGCGGUUUGUAUCCCCUAUGCUGCCUGGUGUUGGUAAGGCUGUUGUAAGCUGCUUGUGCCGUUUGUGCUUUCAGAAGGGUGCUGUGUAAGUAACAGAUGGUUACCUUCUGAACCAAACAGUUGUGAGCCUGUAUGAUACUAAUAUGCCAUAAAAAAUGUUUUUUUCUUAGGCUGGCAUUGCAGGUAGAAAACCUGCCUUCAUCAUGAGCUCCAGACGCUCGCAUUCAGGCUCAAGGGGGAGUUCUCCUUCUGGACAAAGGAAAAAGACAAGGAGACAGUGUGCAUCUUGUCAGGAAUCUGCUAUGCCGGAUAAAAGGCUAUGUGAAAAAUGCUUUUCUGAUGCUUCAGGGAUAGCACCGACGCAAUUCACUGAAUUCAUGUCAUGGAUGAAGAACACUUUCAACCAAUCUAUGGCCAAUAUGGUGUCGCAAGUAACUGAUAACGUUAUGAGAAACUUAGAUGGAGGCAGUAGUCUAGGGCAAAUAGCCCACAACCCUGUGGAGCAGACAGAGACACAAGGGGACACCCUCGAUAGAAUCAAUUUACCAGAAACAGAAUCUGAAGGUGAACUAUCUGACAUGGAAUCUGAAGAAGAGGGGGAAUCAGAAUUCAAUACAGACAUGAUUGAGUCUCUAGUUAAAGCAGUCAGGAAAACUCUGGAUCUGGAAGACAAAAUUCAGAACCCAGAGAAGCAGGAUAAGAUGUUUAAGAAAGUAUCUAAGAAAAACCACCUUUUCCCUAUACAUGAAGUCAUUCAAUCCACAAUUGUAGGGGAAUGGGAAUUCCCAGACAAAAACAGAUAUUAUCAAGAAGAUUCAAAAAAAUGUUCCCUUUUGCUACAGAAGAUACCAAAACAUGGGAUACCCCUCCUAAAGUAGAUGCAGCUAUUACCAGGGUGGCCAGGCGUACCACCUUACCAGUAGAUGAAGGGGUCUCUUUAAAGGACACUAUGGAAAGGAGGCAGGAUGGAGCUCUUAAAAGAGCUUAUAUGACAGGGGGUGCUUUAUGUAAGGCAUCCGUGGCUACAACCUCAGUAAUGAGAGCCAAUAAAAUCUGGAUACAGGAACUUGAGUCUGCAAUCAAGUCGGGAACAGAAAGAGAAAAACUAUUAGAGAUGAUACAAGACAUCAAGAUGGCAAAUGAAUACGCAUCGGAGGCUUCAAUGGAUUCCAUAAAACUGGCUGGAAAAUCCAUGGGGCUUUCUGUAGUAGCCAGAAGAAGUUUGUGGCUCAG